Molecule: messenger RNA, 255 nt
Organism: Elgaria multicarinata webbii
Lineage: Eukaryota; Metazoa; Chordata; Lepidosauria; Squamata; Anguidae
Gene: CTXN1
Product: cortexin 1
Exons: 1
Coding region: 1-255 (84 amino acids)
Source: RefSeq, a predicted model, not a curated record
AUGGAUGACUCCUCGACCCUGGACUACGAGCUGCUCUCGCCGGGGCAGGCGGAACCCGGGCCCGUCGCCCUGGGCAUGGACGCGGAGCAAAAGACCGUAUUCGCCUUCGUCAUCUUCCUACUGAUCUUCCUAGUGGUGCUGAUGGUGCGCUGUUUCCGGAUCCUGUUGGACCCUUACAGCCGGAUGCCGGCCUCGUCCUGGACUGACCACAAGGAAGGGUUGGAGAGGGGCCAGUUUGAUUACGCCCUGGUGUAG